This is a messenger RNA of Micromonas pusilla CCMP1545, 944 nucleotides long. RefSeq lists its product as uncharacterized. Lineage: Eukaryota; Viridiplantae; Chlorophyta; Mamiellophyceae; Mamiellales; Mamiellaceae. The coding region runs from base 1 to 783 and encodes 260 amino acids. The record is from RefSeq and is a predicted model, not a curated record. Gene Ontology annotation, molecular function: zinc ion binding. The transcript is spliced from 2 exons.
AUGCUCGGCGUGGCGUUCUUCGCGACCGGCGUCUGCCUCGUGAAGCUGCGACGGCACGCGAAGCACAGCAACGACUGCUACGACCUCGAGGAGGAGGAGGAGGAGGCGACGACCGCGGAGACGCCCGGCGCGCUUCGUCCGUGUCGCUCGUGCAGCUCCGGGUCGUUGCGAUGCUUCGCGGAGGAUGAGAGCGAGGAGGACGCGAAAGAGUCCGAGGAGACCGCGUGUAAGUUUUGCGACGAGGAGAACGUCUGCCGGUUCUGUUUCAGCGGGCCGGAGCGCGGGGAGCUCAUCUCGCCGUGCUCGUGCGUCGGCUCGCAGGAGUUCGUCCACGUGCACUGCCUGCGUCAGUGGCAGAAGAUCGCGAUGCGCACGAAGGGCAACAGAGAGGAGAACUGCCGCGUGUGUCACGCCAAGUAUCGCCUCCCGAAGCGUCCGCUGCGAUCGCGAGCGAAGCUGUGGUUCUCGUUCAAGGCGAGAGACCGCCUGAACGCGUACUCGCGCGUGUGGUUCCAGUCGCUCAUCAACCUGUUCAUGUCGCAGAACAAACCGGGAACGGUCGCGGGGCACGUUGGGAGGGCCGCGACGAGAGGGUUAGGGCGGCUCGCGCGGUCGAACAGCGCGACGGAGCUCGCGCUGAUGAUGGCGUCCACCGAGGUGAGAAUCUGGGCGGGGCGCGAGGUGCGGCACGGGAAGUCGCGGGUGCAGAUCGUGAAGUUGCUGAGCGCGUUCGGGAGCGCGGUGAACUUCAUCGCGCGGAUGAAACAUCUCGGGGUCGUUUGAUCGACGAGACGACCGACCGAUCGCGCGAUGUGAUCGAUCGAGGAGGACGGGGGGGGGGGGGACGAACUGUAACUGUUCAGACGACGACCGAAGGAUGACGACGACCGAACGACACGAGGGAAACGCUGCUGUUGUAACAAUACGAUGAUACCGCACGAAUC